GCGUACGCGUCCCCGUGCCCAGUUGAUGUGGUGCAGGCCGAGCAGCCGGUGAAUGGUUUUUCCCAGCAGCCCCCUCGACAGCCUCUUCCUCCGCUCUCCGGGCUGAAUAUGGCGUUCACGUUCGCGGCCUUUUGUUAUAUGCUGGCUUUGCUGCUGACCGCGGCGCUCAUCUUUUUCGCCAUUUGGCACAUUAUUGCGUUCGAUGAACUGAAGACCGACUACAAGAAUCCUAUAGAUCAGUGUAACACGCUCAACCCUCUUGUGCUGCCAGAGUAUCUGAUCCAUGCGUUCUUCUGCGUUAUGUUUCUGUGCGCUGCGGAGUGGCUUACGCUGAGCUUGAAUAUGCCUCUAUUGGCGUAUCAUAUUUGGAGGUAUAUGAGUAGACCGGUGAUGAGCGGACCUGGUCUAUACGAUCCCACAACCAUCAUGAAUGCUGAUAUUCUAGCAUAUUGUCAAAAGGAAGGAUGGUGCAAACUAGCGUUUUACCUUCUCUCUUUUUUUUACUACCUGUAUGGCAUGAUCUACGUGUUGGUGAGCUCCUAAAGAAGAACUCUUGGAAGAAACUGGUUCCAGUUAUUUGCAUGCAAACUUUAAAUACUAUAGGCAUUUGGUCUGCGAGAACCUGGUAUACAUGGCCGGUGAGGUCCUUGGAUCACUUUUGCUUCCCAUUUUUAAAUAACACCUUUUGUGCUGGCGGGAAGAUUUUUCAUAUUUUGUGAAGACUGGGAAAUCGUGCAUACAAUAUUUAAGUAUUGCAAUGCUUCAAUCAUCUACAUCACUAUAAUCCAUAACAAGCUUUCUCUAUGCAUUUUCCUUUUAUAUUUAUAUGUUGGAAUUUAUUGCAGCAAUAUUAUUAUUAAAACCACCCCAAAUAGCUGCAGUCUGCAAAUAGGCAUCACCUUCAAAUUAUUAGUUGCAGUUAAAGAAACCUUACAAUAUGAUUUGGAAAAACAUUAGUAAACCUUCUGUGAUUAUCAAAAACUCAGUGGAAUCCGUUGGCUAAGGAAAAAAAAUGUUUUAUUGAGAAAUAAAUGUUUUUGUUAUUCC
Messenger RNA from Spea bombifrons (plains spadefoot toad), 1047 nucleotides. RefSeq names its product cornichon family AMPA receptor auxiliary protein 1 (gene CNIH1). The record is from RefSeq and is a predicted model, not a curated record. The transcript has 5 exons. NCBI's taxonomy places the organism in Eukaryota, Metazoa, Chordata, Amphibia, Anura, Pelobatidae. Bases 109 to 543 code for a protein of 144 amino acids. Gene Ontology annotation, biological process: vesicle-mediated transport.